This is a messenger RNA of Tachysurus fulvidraco (yellow catfish), 6531 nucleotides long. It is a transcript of the gene tmem163a, whose product is annotated as transmembrane protein 163a. Lineage: Eukaryota; Metazoa; Chordata; Actinopteri; Siluriformes; Bagridae. Gene Ontology annotation, molecular function: zinc ion binding. The record is from RefSeq and is a predicted model, not a curated record. The coding region runs from base 501 to 1286 and encodes 261 amino acids. The transcript is spliced from 8 exons. Gene Ontology annotation, cellular component: synaptic vesicle membrane.
CACACACACACACACACACACACGAGAGCGCACGCACACGCACGAGUUCUGUAGCUGUUCCCAAACUGUUUACAAUGUCCACAUGCAAUGUUUCACGUCCAAUCAACCGCUCUGGAGGAAAUUUCAGUCAUUUGAGAACAACUUGGUCUCAAACAAGGAGAGAGAAAACACGCCCUCGAUUGUCAGAUUGACUGAACUCGGGGCAGAUUGUCGAGAUCCUGGACUACAUCAGUGUGUAGGGGGAAGAUCGGAGACAUACUGAGUCACAUCCAGUGUAUCAGAUUGGCAGAUCGGGCAGAUACCGUGGCAGAUAAGGGCAGAUAACUGGACUGAUACCGGUAGGUGUGUUGCGCUGCGGUUUGGACACCGACUCCUCGCAGAUCAGUGCGACAGAUUGCAUUGAUAUAACGGAUCGGUGUGUUGUGGUGCAUUUUGGCAUCGGAUGUGCCUGUAUGGUGUGAGACUCACUACUCUCACACGGUCUUAUUUCACCCUGAAUCAUGGCCGAUAUCUCGGCUCCAUGUCCCGUACCGGAAUCAUUGGUGGUGGACCCGGCGUCGGGGAUCGGGACCGAGAGAGACCGAGAGAUGAACAUUACCGACAGCGUGGAAGGAGAAGGUCUGUUGGAGAGCAGCAUGCGUCUAAAGCCUCACGAAGCUCAGAAUUACAGGAAGAAGGCACUAUGGGUAUCAUGGAUCUCCAUCGUGGUGACGCUCAUCCUGGCAGUGGCGGCCUUCACCGUGUCCUUCAUGCGACACAGCGCGUCGGCCUUUGGAUUUGCUUUUGAUGCCACUCUGGAUGUGCUGACAUCGGUCAUCGUGCUCUGGCGCUACAGUAACGCAGCUGCCGUGCAUUCGGCCCACAGAGAGUACAUAGCAUGUGUGAUACUGGGGGUUAUUUUCAUCCUGUCCUCCAUGUGUAUCCUGGGCAAAGCCAUUCAUGAUCUGUCCACCAAACUACUGCCUGAAGUGGAUGAUUUUCUCUUCAGUGUAUCUAUUGUUAGUGGAAUACUGUGCAUCAUUCUGGCCAUCGUCAAGUUCAUGCUGGGGAGGGUGUUGACCAGCAGAGCUCUGAUUACUGACGGUUUUAACUCUUUGGUUGGAGGUAUCAUGGGCUUUUCCAUCCUAAUCAGCGCGGAGGUAUUUCGCCACGAGCCCACCGUCUGGUUUCUGGAUGGCACCAUUGGGGUUCUGAUAGGCCUCAUUAUUCUAGCUUAUGGAAUAAAGUUGUUAAUUGACAUGGUACCACGAGUAAGACAAACCAGGAACUAUGAGCGCUUCGAGUGAGCGACUCUGAGGAGAAAACGACAUACUCACCUUACAACUUCACCUCCAACACAGAAACGUAUCUUUCCUUAAAUAUUCCAUGCAAGAAUACAUUUUGAGACACCACCUGCAUUUCUGCAGCAGUUACAGGACUAAUUACCACCUACUUACAGUAUCACCACCAAUUUUCAAAUUCAGUCUCGGCACAACACACCUCGGAGUAAAGAGAAGCAAUGACGAAGGCACAGCGGGAGAUGCUUUCUGAUUUUAAUCCAGGUAAAGGAAUCAAGGAACUCAAAGCCAGCCAAUCCUAGUUGCUGGAUCAAAGCCUUGUGAUAGCCUCCAUUGCAAGGUGUGGUGUGUGUAGUGAAGUAUUUGUGAUUAUGAAUGUUUUUUCCUCUGUCACCAUUCGACAAUUAUAUAUGAGAAUAAAUUCAUUGGACUGCUCCAGAUUAGGGAUGCGUUAAUACUGAAAACAACAUCCCAGCAUGUUGUUCUUGAUAAUAAGCCAUUAUCAUGCCUUGAUGAUGAUGAUGAUGAUGAUGAUGAUAGACUUUGCCACAGUGACAUGCAAACUCUACUUGAUCCAAGGCGGAGCUAGCUGAUGCACUUCAUUUUAAAUAAACUCACUAACAUUAAAAAAAAAAGACUGGAAACUUAAGCCAUGAAAAUUCAGACGUCCAUUUUUUCAAACCUACAACUUCAUUUCAAGGGGAAGAUCUAAAGAGCUAGAUAACAUGUUAGAAUGAUUAAUGAUUGAUUAAUUAAUGAUUGAUUAAUGUCCUCGUACCGAGACUGAAAAAUGGUAUCGACGCAUCCCUAUUGUGGAUAAUCCCAAAACAAAGAUCCUAUGUUCUAAUGGAGGUCUUUCCCCUGAGUGUCAUAUUAGAUUAAUUUAAUUUAGCUGUAUCUAACCUUUGCCUCUAACAAAGCCAUGAUCGGUCAGAAAAACUAUGAUACCUUGUUAAAAAUAUCCAUUCAUCAGGAGUCUGCAUAGUAGGGGUCUUCUUGGGUCUAAAGAAAUGUACCCGACUAGAAGUGACCCGAAUCACUUUUUACCCGAACCCGACGUGCAUAAAUAUAUAUAUAAGAAAGACCCGACCCGAGACAAACCUGAAAAAAUUCGACCCGAGUCCGACCUGACCGGUUGGGAUUUUUUUUUAACCCGACUGGACCCGAAUGUUGCAUAACUCUACACUAAAGUAACUGCUAUAGCGUGGAUUCAAAAUUGAUUGACAGGUCUGUUUCAAUGAAAAUUAGCUUACCGCCAGCCACACGUCACCAGCCACAUGUCGCAAGUGGUCUUGGCAAACAGAGGAGAGGUUGGAAAAGGACUCGAGUCGAUGCACACACACGAGAUACAGUAGUUCGGGUCUUCUCGGGGCUGUUCGUUAAAAACACAGGAACCCGCUCAGGUCUCAUGUCAGACCUCGGGUUUUCAGAUCUAAGUUGACCCGUGAAGACCUCUACUGCAUAAUAAAUAAGAAUAGAAGCUCUAGAUAGCUCCAGGGUCCUUAUUCCUAAUAUGAGCCUAAAGGGAACAAUAUGUUCAGCAUAAAUCCUGAGUUAUGUUUUUGUCAUUUAUGAACCCCUAAACCAAGGAGGUGUGAUUUAUAGCGGCGUUGCUAGCUCUAGCACUGCUCCGUCACAUGCUUUGUGUUGUCAAGUUGUCAGAUAUCUUGCAGCAUUAUAGCAGGGAGCCAACGUCAACAAACACGAUGACAUGAUCGGUGAGAAGUAAGGGUAGCUCACUUUGCGGAAUAUGUAUAUUUGUGUCUUUGGACUAUAUUUAGCGGGAACAACUAUUUCAACCAACAAUGCAUAUACAAUUCUAUAUAUACACACACGGUGCAAAAGGCUUUGGCAUGUGUUAAAAAAUGUGCAGAGAGCGUAAUGGGUCCACUGGUGCUGAUGAAACAAGACUUAAAUGAAAAGCCUGAACAAUAAAUCAUCCAAGAACUUGAAGAUAUGUUUCUUCAGAUGUAAAUAAGCGAGGCGCUCAAUUUGUAGCGGACAUGAAUCAUUUUAAAAACAAUUGAGUCACUUAUUUUUAAAUUCAGUAUGUUCAAUGUCACUUUCUGCUCUUUUUAAUGAAGCACAAGUCUCUGAAACCUCCGACUGCAGUAUUGACGUUUCCUCAGCGAUACGAACCUAAUUAAAUGGACUGUUUUUAAUUAAUUAAACAUCAUCCGUAAAACACAAACAUAUUUAUGUUCAAGCAGAAAGAAAAUUGGCAUUGGUUAGCAUUUGAACCGUAGGUUUUAGCUAAGGUCAAUUUAAAACGAUAAAACAGCAUAGCUUUAAUAUUUAAAUUAUAUCGUCUGUUCUAGAUCACGGUUUUUCCAUUUUUUUUAAUGACAUCUACGUUAAUUAGUUACAGUUACAGUUCUUACAGGUUCCCAAUGUUGUUGUUAAAUAAAAAAAGAGCACACUGCCUAAGCAAGCACACUGCACAUUAUGGGCCGAGUACAAGUUUAUUCCAAGCCUCAUCAUUUUUUAUACAUAUUAAAGAUUACACGCAACGCAGAGUUCACAAAUGGUUUUUAUGGGAAUCAGUAAGUCCAUUAAGUUUGAUUAAAGUACAUAUUUAACAUUAAGUUACGCGUUAAUUCACAGUUAAAUGUAAACUUUUUUGCUUUUUAUAAUAGAGAUAAUGAAUUUGAUUUUCACCCCACCUAACAGCCAAGGGCACAGAGAAUAAUCUGGAUUCCUUAUUGUUCACAAGAAAACGUACCCCGAGACCUUUCAACAAAGUCACGUGGUAACGCAUGGCACAGUACUUUUCAAUAAGUACCGAUAAAUUAUAUUUUAUAGGACAUUUCAGCUUUCUACAAGUAUACCUGCCCUUAUCACUGCUCCUCACUUUUCAACAGUAUAUGAACUUUGUAGUGUUUUUCACUCCACUCAUUCAAAAUUACCUGGAUUUCCAAUGCACGAUUCAGCUCUUGGUUUGGAGCCAGUUUUUUCUCCGUACUAUGUAACUCUCUUCCACUUUUUCAAGCUCCAUCAAGUAGUUACUCUAACAAACCAUGCUGCAAGACUCUUGCUCGAGUAACUUGUGUCUGAACCCCUUGGAAGCUGCUUUCCCACAAGCAUCAGCAGGUCCUAACUCGGAUAUCUUCUUAGCUAACUGCUGGGUAAUGCUGAUGCUGAUGAUAUGCUCAACUGACCCCCAACAAGAUCUGGUGUUUACCGAUGACCAUAACCUAUUAGAGGCCUGCCUUUACCCCGAUGGCUGGUCAUCUGCUCUUGUCAUCAUCUCAAGGAGUGUAAAGCUGCUAUGCCUACAGCUGUGUCAAGGAAAUUGUUCCAGGCCGAUAAUUACUGCACUGAUGAAUUACUGCCUAACUGGAGAUUUGGACAGACGGCUUAUUCAAACUUAUAGGUAACAGUUCUAGAUCCAGUUCUAGAUCAUGAGCAGGUAGCAUUGGGCAUCCUGCAUUGCUGCUGUUCUUUUCAGAGAAAGAAAUAUGCACAGACAUGUGCUGUCAAAGCAUUGCACAAAUACUAGUAUUAUAUUCUACAGAAGCCAAGCAUGCUUUAAAGGAGCUGACAGACCCAUUGACCCUAGUAUGCAAAAUAACGCCACCAACCCGCUUUGUGCAUCGCAUCAAGUGUGGCUAGGACAAUUUGUUCUGGAUAUUGUAGAACUCAACCCUGUAAACAUUGCCCUCCAUACCACCAAAGAAGCCCUGGACACAGAAUGAUGAAUGGACCUUUUGCCACUUUUAGGUCACUGUAACCUGGUUCUGUGUUACAAGGGUGUGGUUUGACUUACACAAGCUUUAAGCAUGGAGAUUCACGCUCUCAUGACCCUUCAAGGCAUCCGAGUGCCCCGCCAGUUUGAACCCCUCAUGAUACUUUACAGCUCUUGAUCUCAUCUCAGUAGGAGGCCACAUACUUUUUUGGCAUGAUGUUGGCCAUCCCUUCCUCAGACAAACAGCUGAACAUUACCAAGAGGCAAAACACUCCAGGAAUUCUGUGUUGCUGAUACCCGAACAGCACUGCUAACAGUAUAGGAGUCCUAAUGUGUGUCCUAUUUUGGCAUAUGAUAUUCGUGUGACUCUUAAUCAGGAUGGUGGUUAGGAUGGGUGAAACAACAAUAAUUACAUAUGCAGCUGUGGUUCUGUAAACCACCAGGUGCCAAUCUGAAUAAUGAAGAACUCAAUGAGAAGGUUUCAGAGAAUUCUGUCUGUCAUACCAAAAUAUUUCCCUAGUGAAGGUUCCUCAAUGUUCUUACAACCACAGUUACACAUCUAGUGCUUAAUAAUAUGCUUUCCACACGACACAUAAUGCAUGAUCACCAGAAUAAUUGAUAAUCUGAUGUUAUGGAUACCACUCAAUAAUCUAAGAUGUUAUGUCAUGAUGUAACUUGUAUUGAGUAUGAUCUGCUCACAGCUUGACAUCUCAGCUCACCUACAGCACACUGAUAUGUAGCGCCACUACUGUUGGAUGACAAUCAAGGCCAGAUCGUUACGCCUGAUCGCUAACUGUAGCAAAGCUAGAUUUGUUUUUAUGCAUCGUCGAAGUCAUUGGCUUAGCAGCUUAUUUGUAUUUCUUUAUUUAUAUUGUUUGGUUUCUUUUGGACAUGACUAUUUAGCCGGCUUUGAUCAUUGACCUCACAGAAUUUAUUGUGUUGAUCAAAUAGGCUGUGAUGUAAUGUACUAUAUAAUGCACCAUCACAAAAGUCAUAGUGUUUACAUCAUUGUUGCUGAUUAGCCCACCACUGAAACUUGUCAAAAAAAAAAUGUAAUCUUUUGUACUUGUAUGGUAGUUGAAUUAUUGUUGCAUACUUUUCUUGUGGGAUUUUUUUGCUUAGCUUUUUUGUUUUGUUUUUAAAUCAUUAGGAUGAUCAUCGGAUGUACGCCCAACAUACCCUUCUUGACUACUGAUGUUAUAACCGCAAUGCCUGAGUGAUUCAAUGUAUAAAUCAUAUAAAUUUACUAUUAAUUUAUGAAUUGAUGUUAACUUAUUUAAUUUUGCUUGUGGAUGUUACUGUACCCAAUAUUUUGUUGUCUCUUUGUUUCAUACAACUCUAUGUAAAGUUAGUAAAGCUAACAUCGACACUAAACUUGAGCACAUGUUAUACUGUAUGUAGUGUAAUGUUAGCCUUGGCUGGUUAUUUAGCAUUAGUCAGUGCUUAGCUUAACGUUUCUGCUUUGGCUUUGCACGGGAAACCAAUGUCCGGUUGUAGAAAUUACAGUGGUACUGCUGAAAUAUGUGCUGUAUAUUAGAAAUCAGCUGACAUACAGUAGAUAGCUUAGUU